GUUCUCAGAACCUCCCUGGAACCAUAGUAAAACGUUCUCAGAACCUCCCUGGAACCAUAGUAAAAUGUUCUCAGAACCCCCCUGGAACCACAGUAAAAUGAUCUCAGAACCUCCCUGGAACCAUAGUAAAAUGUUCUCAGAACCCCCCUGGAACCACAGUAAAAUGUUCUCAGAACCCCCCUGGAACCACAGUAAAAUGAUCUCAGAACUCCCCUGGAACCUAAAUUAUUGUUCCCAUAACAGGCAAAAUUUUCACUUCCAUUCUCAGAACAUUUAAAAAAAACAUUCAGUUUUACAGGUCAGGAAACGUAUGCUUUGUUCCCAGAACCAAUCGGAAGCCAAAAAUGUACGUUCCCACAAGUUCCAAGGACCCAAAUGUGCUAUCUGGGUAAUUCCUACUAAAUAAUUAGGCUACUGAGCAACAGAAUGUUGUUGUGCUCUUUUGGUCAGAAAACCACCAACUAUUGUAGCAAAUUUGUGGGGGUAGCCUGACCUGGACUCAAACCCAGGUCCGAACCUCUUGAUGUGGUCGCUGGGUGUUUGGUUAAGGUUGGUAAAGUGUUGACGAUACAAUGUUAGAAAAGCCCCCGAAAACAAAAUAUUUACUUCAUGUCUGGUUUCCUUGUAUACAUGUUGGAAUCUCUGUGUAAACACACACAGGGGAAGAAGGUUCUCAACACAAACAAGUAGCCUUUAGUUUUCUUACCAGAUGGUUAUGAAGGUCUCUCAUCUUCAGGUAGCCUAUUUAACAACUUUUCAGUAACCUUGAAUUGCUUGCUGUGUGAUUCAUCAAACCAAAAGUGUGAAAUGGCUCCCAAGUAGCGCAGCGGUCUAAGGCACUGCAUCUCAGUGCUAGAGGUGUUGCUACAGUCCCUGGUUCGAAUCAAACCCUGUAUUAUAAGGUUCAGUGAGAGGUCAUGUUGAGGCUAGGGUUGUAUCCUGGUUGGUGCUAGGGUUACUUCCUGGUUGGUGCUAGGGCUGCUUCCUGGUUGGUGCUAGGGUUACUUCCUGGUUGGUGCUCGGGUUACUUCCUGGUUGGUGCUAGGGUUGCUUCCUGGUUGGUGCUCGGGUUGCUUCCUGGUUGGAGCUAGGGUUGCUUCCUGGUUGGUGCUAGGGUCGCUUCCUGGUUGGUGCUAGGGUUGCUUCCUGGUUGGAGCUAGGGUUGCUUCCUGGUUGGUGCUCGGGUUGCUUCCUGGUUGGUGCUCGGGUUGCUUCCUGGUUGGAGCUAGGGUUGCUUCCUGGUUGGAGCUAGGGUUGCUUCCGGGUUGCAAGAUUCUCGGAAUCAGAGGGUAAUAAGAAGGAAAUACGGAAUUCUCCAACCAGGAUUUCUAUAAAACCUGUUGCUGGUUGCAUCCCAAAUUGCAACCUAUUUCCUAUGUAGUGCACUGCUUUUGACCAGGUCUACCUAGGGAAUGGGGUGCCAUUUGGCAAACAGGCAGUGUCUGACCUUGAGAGAUUUAUUAAGUUAAUAAUCUGUUAUUUAUUUUGACCUUGUAGGUACAGCACUGGCUGAUGGGGGUAUUGACUCAGGGAGGAUACAGUACUGGCUGAUGGGGGUAUUGACUCAGGGAGUAUACAGCACUGGCUGACGGGGGUAUUGACUCGGGGAAGAUACAGCACUAGCUGAUGGGGGUAUUGACUCAGGGAGGAUACAGUACUGGCUGAUGGGGGUUUUGACUCAGCGAGGAUACAGUACUGGCUGAUGGGGGUAUUGACUCAGGGAGGAUACAUGGAUACAGAUUGCUGUGAUUACUCCUGAUGUUUCCAACACUUCUGAUAUCAUGUGAAGGGAUCAUGAAAGGAUGAAGAGGAGGAGGGAUGACAUGCACAUCCUACAGAUCACCGGUUCUUCACAAAAAGAAUACUUAAGAUAAAGAAGUCAUCUAGAGACGAGCACCAUGAUGGAUUCUAUUCAGUCUACACCUGAUGUCUUCACCACAGACAGCAUCUCGAGAGAACCAUACCAUGAGACCCAACAGUCACCAUCCAACUCAACCAUACCCGUCGAGCAUCACUACAGCUUCCACAAUACCCUACUAGGUGUCUUCCUGGGCUUCCUGUCCCUGCUCACCGUCGUCAUGAACAUCCUGGUACUCUACGCCGUGAAGAAAGAGAGGACCCUCCACACGGUGGGCAACCUCUACAUCGUCAGCCUCUCCGUGGCGGAUCUCAUCGUCGGGGCCACCGUCAUGCCCCUCAACCUGGUGUAUCUGCUGGAGGACGAGUGGAGGCUGGGGAGGGUCGUCUGUCAGUUCUGGCUCAUCAUGGAUUACGUAGCCAGCACAGCCUCCAUCUUUAGUCUGUUUAUACUAUGUCUGGAUCGGUAUCGGUCCGUUCACGAGCCGCUGAGGUACCUGAAGUACCGAACCAGAAGGAGAGCUAGCGUUAUGAUCUCAGGGGCCUGGUUGUUGUCUACGAUGUGGAUUAUUCCUAUUCUAGGGUGGAGGUCGUUUGCUACUGUCGAUCUUAAACCGGAAAUGGAAAAUAAGUGUGACACCGAUUUCCGGUUUGUUACGUGGUUUAAGGUUUUAACUUCUGUGUUUAACUUCCACCUUCCGUCUCUGUUGAUGGUGUGUUUCUACUCACGCAUCUACAUGGCUGUGAGGAGGCACUUCAGAGAGAGGGAAAAGAUUAUCAAUCCUACAGAUUCCACGGCGGGAAACCGUAUCGGACACAAAGUCCAAACAGGAAAUAGACCCUGCGAGUCUUCUAACGAGGAAAAUAAGGGAAACGACUGUGACUUUGAUCAGUACACUUUAGACCAGCUGUACAACUCAACAGAUACGGCUGAAACCAACGCAUCCAGGGAACCCAAGUCUGAGAAAGACGCUCACUCCAGUCAUUCCCUGCUCAGAAUGACAAAACGUCUGAGGAAGACUGUAAAGGGCAAAAGAAAGAGCAGCUCUUUGUUUUUUCAGGAGAAGAAUUCAGACUCAGAGACCCCUUUGAACCUGUCAACGUUACCUCUCCGCUUCACACACACCGACGACAACAACACGCAGGGACUGUACGUAUCCGUGAGCGACAGAGCCGCGCCGCUAAACUCUGUGGCUGGCGAGAUAACCCAGAUAGCUGACGUGCAGAGAUACACCACCAUGUUGUACAACGAUUUCACCGAGUCUCUGAAUUCACCCCCGUCACCAUGGCCCCAGGAGGACUCGGAGCCCGACGAUGGUGCUAACCCGGACGCUGUAGCCAACGCUGUGACUCUAAAGCAGACCUGGCAGAAGUUCUGUGCCCAGUCCAGGCAGCGUAUGCAGAGCCUUCAGGUCCAUAAGGAGCACAAAGCGGCCAAGCAGCUGGGCUGUAUUAUAGCUGGGUUCAUGACGUGUUGGAUCCCAUACUUCAUAGUCUUUAUGGUCAUGGCUUUCUGCCAAACCUGUGUACAUCACGACCUACAUAUGUUCACGAUAUGGCUUGGGUAUAUAAACUCUACCUUGAACCCGUUCAUAUACCCCCUCUGCAAUGAGAAUUUCAAAAGGGUGUUCAAAAAGAUUUUACACAUUCAUUUGUGAUGAAAGGUUUUCUGAACAGUGCCUUGAUUGGCAGGUAGCCCUUUAAGUUAUGUUAUCGAUGCUGCUUUAAACUUAGGUGUGCUUGCAUGUUUUGAGUAACUUCAGUUUUGGUACCUUAACUUUGUAUAGUUUUGUAAAUAUAAUGCUUAUUUAUUGUAGGCCUAAGUAUUUCUGUAUCAAACCCAAGCAUCAUCCUUCUCACUCAACAAACUAUGCAUUCCAGUCUUGAGUCUUGUCUGACUUUUUAUUUUAGUCAGUCGUGUCUAUAAUUUCCAAUAAAAGAGACCCCCUUUUCAAUACAAUCUGGUUCAAGUUCAAACCUUAAUUGUCAAUUUUCUGUGAAAACGGAAAUGUGUCUUAUCUCAAAAUGCAACCAACCAUGCAUUCCAGUCUUCAUGGAGUCUUGUCUGACUUUUAACAUGUAUUUUAGUCAUUCGUGUCUGUAAUGUCCAAUAAAAGUGUCUGAACGGGGUGGGUUUGUAAUAGAUGAGUAACCUAUGCAACUGUUAUACUGUACUUCCCUUACCAAAAAUAUUUAUACAAAAAGACAUACAUCUCAAAGUGUUUCAGUGAUUUGUCUUGAUUUGAGGGGGCGCCAGUGUAGACUAAACAUUACUGCUGUAACUCAGUGCUCACACUGUGGUAAACACGGCAACAUGAUAUGUUUACAUUCUACAAUAAAAAAUAAGUGUUUUAACAUGAA
Molecule: messenger RNA, 4218 nt
Organism: Oncorhynchus kisutch (coho salmon)
Lineage: Eukaryota; Metazoa; Chordata; Actinopteri; Salmoniformes; Salmonidae
Gene: hrh1
Product: histamine receptor H1
Exons: 3
Coding region: 1899-3515 (538 amino acids)
Biological process (GO): adenylate cyclase-activating adrenergic receptor signaling pathway; positive regulation of MAPK cascade
Cellular component (GO): plasma membrane
Molecular function (GO): G protein-coupled acetylcholine receptor activity
Source: RefSeq, a predicted model, not a curated record